GUUGUCAUUGUAAUGGAGAUUAAUUACAUUUUGCUUAACGUUUUAAUUAGAAACACGUUGUUAGAACUUUCUUCCCAUUCUCCUUGCUUUCCCCGGCCGGCGCCUGAACUGUUCAUUACCUCAUCCGGCUCCGGUACCUUCCUUCAAGGCGAAACAGAAUCACGCGCACAUAGGCGUUACACUUUUCUCCUCCCUGUUAUUCUUCUCGUAUCACUCACGCUGAAAUGGAAGGUCUGAAGAAGCUAGAACAAGUACAGAGGACGAUACGCGUGCUUCAAUCAAUUGGCAUUAUUAACCCUUCCAACAAAAACGCCGAUUCCGAUCGCUUCCUCGCAAAUUUCACCCUCCUUUUGGUUCAACAUUGCGGUAAGCUUGACAUUACCACUAAGUGCCAAUUGAUUGCUGAACAUAUUGCGAAGAUUUCAACUGCUUAUCUCACGGGAGCAUUGCAAUGUGAUAGUGGGGAAGUUGGAAACCAGAUUGAAAGUGCUGUAUCACUACAUUGUUACCAUGAAGCAGAUCCUGAUCUAGUGCAAAGUAUCUCUGAUGAGGUGGCAAUGGUGCGGUUGGAUGCAAUGCUAAGAGCAAGUUCAACCCUAGAAGAUUUUUGCAGGUCAUAUUUUAUGUUCCACAAAUUGGACGCGUACCAGCCACAGUCAAUUUUCAGAUAUUUACCAAUGCUUUCAUUCACUGAAAGUUAUAUUUAUCAGUUGGAUGGUUUAAAUGAGAAGCUACUGCAGCUGCCUACCGGUGGAGCUACUCUUUUGGAUAGAGAUUAUGAUGAAGAUGAACUAAGCCUGAGUUCUACAUCUGUGAGAAUGUUAAGACAUGAUCCCGUUAAACCUCUUGUAGUCAUACUUGAGUAUCAUGGGCUUCUGACACAAAGGAUUAAAGAAGAACUUAGGAGUGGAGUGGAAUACUGGGCUCUGGAAAGAAAGCUAUGUUGUGCACUGAUGAGUGAUAAUGAGAUAUCGAUUGAGGAUGCAAUAAGGGCUAUUCAUCUGAAAUCUUUUGACUAUCGCGUGCUUAACCUUCUAUUGUAUCACAUGAGAGGCGAAAAGGUAAAUGAAUUGCAUAUGGAAUUUCUAUCACUUUCAGAGUUGCUCGUUGAAGUAUCAGACGACCUAUUUGAUUACGAGGAUGACAUUUUGAACAAUAAUUUCAACAUUCUGCGCAUGUUUGUCAGAUUCUAUGGUGCUUCUGCAGCACCAGCCAUGCUGGCAAAAUUUAUAACUGAGGCAGAAGAAAAGUACGAUCAGUUAUUGAAAAAAUUAGGUCCAGAACUGUCCCUGAAGUAUCAGAAAAGAUGUGAAGAAGCUACCAAAGAAGGUGGAAAGACGAGUGGUUCUCCGCUUGGAACAUGGCAGUUACCGAUGGUGGUCGAAGACGAGGCCAAAUAUCGGACUGAAUGCUCGACUUCUAAGUCGUAAGUUGUUGAGAAUUGGACUGAUCGUGUUCAAACUCCCAGCUGUUGAUUCAUCGUGAUGGUUAUUAGGUUGGGAUUUUGCAAUAUGGAUGCAAUCUUUGUUUCAUUAACUCAGAGAUGGUCAAAUAAUAUUUUUCCUGUUACCCACAUCGAAACCAUGAACUGUCAAGCAAGUUGUUAUGGGACUGAAGAACACGAUAAUUGACUUUUGGAAAAUCUGCAAAGAUCUGUUCAUUUUUUCUCUCUUUCA
Molecule: messenger RNA, 1676 nt
Organism: Olea europaea var. sylvestris
Lineage: Eukaryota; Viridiplantae; Streptophyta; Magnoliopsida; Lamiales; Oleaceae
Exons: 14
Coding region: 225-1430 (401 amino acids)
Source: RefSeq, a predicted model, not a curated record